UUCGACGGACCGUGGACAAGUGUUGCGCGACUUCCCGGCAGCGGUGUGGCCCUCUGCGUCCGGGCAGGGCCGAGGGGAGCUGCGUCACCGGCCACCUGGGCUGGCCACGGCUCCGGGCAGCGCCUGGCAUUUCGGAACGUCGCGGCUCAGAGAACCAGACUCACAGACUGAGUGACGAUGACUCACCUGUAGCCCUUUGCAGACGCCUGGGCCUUUCGUCUGCCCAGCUUUUGUGGGUUAUGGUGAGCCAGUGUGUGGCCAAAUACUGGGGAAAGGGUGCUGAGUGCAAGACCUUUGUCCGGGUUCCGAACCCCUCCCAUAAAAUGGUAAAAUAAUGGCACCUACUUCUAAAUGGUGGUUGUAAGGAUUAAUUUUAACUCUUAUUUGGUAGCAGUUUAGAAUUUUUGCACCCUGAUAGUAAAUAAAAGCAAAGAAAAACUAACAGUAUUUUUGUUUGGCUAAAUUAAUUAUGUCACCCUUGAAGAGAAUGAGAAUCACCAUAUCUACAGCAUCUGCUCCUCCCUGGAUCUCCAGCCUGCUGGCCUACUUUGCAGAUUUGAACUUGCCAAACUCCACAAUCAGGUUGUGAAAAUAAAUCCACAAUCUUUUAUAUUCAGGAGUUUGGAGACCCAGGUACGCCAUCCACGGUGUUUUUGCAAACAUCACAGGAGAACCCUCUGUGUGAGACAGCUGAAUUGUCUUCUGCUCCUGCCUGGUGCUUGCUGGAAGGUACCCAGGUCUCACUUGGUUUGAAAUUGUUUUUGCUCUCUAAGCAGCAGAAGCCAUGGAUCACCCAGCGAAGUGGAGAACACCACUACUCGAGCAUCUGUAUCUCAAGCUCUUUCAGUUCUUGAUGCUAACUAGUCCUUUUUACUUCUGUUCAGGCAUCAUCCAGGUGAACAAGACAGUGAAAGAAGUAGCAGUACUAUCCUGUGAUUACAACAUUUCCACUGAAGAACUGAUGAAAGUUCGAAUCUAUUGGCAAAAGGAUGAUGAAAUGGUGUUGGCCAUCAUGUCUGGAAAAGAGCAAGUGUGGUCCAAGUAUGAGAAUCGUACCUUCACUGACUUCACCAAGAACCUCUCCAUUGUGAUCCUGGCUCUGCGCCUGUCAGACAAUGGCAAAUACACCUGUAUCGUUCAAAAGAUUGAAAAAGGCUCUUACAAAGUGAAACACAUGACUUCGGUGAUGUUAUUGGUCAGAGCUGACUUCCCUGUCCCUAGUAUAACUGACCUUGGAAAUCCAUCCCGUAACAUCAAAAGGAUAAUGUGUUCAACCUCUGGAGGUUUUCCAAAGCCUCACCUCUCCUGGUUAGAAAAUGAAGAAGAAUUAAAUGCCAUCAACACAACAGUUUCCCAAGAUCCUGAAACUGAGCUCUACACUAUCAGCAGUGAACUGGAUUUCAAUAUAACAAACAACCAUAGCUUUGUGUGUCUUGUCAAGUAUGGAGACUUAGCAGUAUCACAGAUCUUCAACUGGCAAAAAUUUGAGCCACCCCCUCCUGAUAAUUCAUUCCUGCUCUGGGUCAUCGUAGUAGUAAGUGGGAUUUUUGUGAUCACUGUCAUUAAAGGAAUCUGCUCAGCCUACAGACUUGCUGCAAGAUGUAGGAGAAAGAGGAAUGAGGAGGGCAUGGACAUGGAAAAGAUCACUCCUAUCAACAUAGGAUCUGCCCAAGCAUCCGUAUGAGCAGAACAUCUAGAGGUCCCACCUCCAACUUAGAUUGACCUCUUCUUUGAAUUUCCUCGGAUGGCCAGGAUUAUCCCACCUUGCACUUCAAGUAUCUGUUCUCUAGGAGCCUCUUCAUUUCAGUGGCCCUGCAAAAAGUGACCAGAGGAAUAUGGUGGGGAUAUAAGUAGCUCUGGUAACCUUGGUCAAAGAAUUUAGAAACAAAGAAUUGUUCAGGCGUGGAAGAGACAUUUGAAAACACUUGUCUCAUUAAUGACAAGGACAUCAAGGCCCAGGGGGGUGACCUGAAUGAUAGAGGCCUGAGCCAGAACUCAGAUUUCCUGUCUCUGGUGCUCUUUUCCAUUAGUCUGGCUCUGUGCUAUUAACUGGUGUGUGUCUGUAUAUAUAUACACACACACCAGUCAAAAUGCUUCUGGAAAAAGAAUUUGUCCAAUGUCAGGUCAACUCUUGAGACUUGAUAUGAUGCAACGCUGGAGGAUUUUGUGUUGUUAUAAAAAGCAAUCUGAUGUUCAUGUGUUGGUAGUAUGCUGGUAUGUAUACCGAUGCGAGGACGAUGGAAACAUUAGUGGUGUUAGCCAGUAUUUCAUUUUUCAUUGUGCUCUCUUCUGUUGCUCUCCCACUUCUCCAUCAGGUUCUGGAGAAAGUAGAUCUAUCAAAAACUGAUAUCCUGUGACAUGUAAGAUGAAUGACUUAUACACCUCAAAGCAAUAGUCAGGAUGGAGAGGGAUAGGUGGGUUUAAAGAAUCAUAUCCUACUGGUUCAUAUUGGACUAAUAAUCUCCUUAAAUGGCUUUAUGCUAGUUUAACCUCAUUUAUAAAAUAUGAGAAGGUUCUCAUUUAAAAUGAGAUAGGUUUUUAUGGUGUAUUACUAAACAGUAAGCUGUCCUUAGAAAUCUAUCGAGGUAAUGAAAACAGCAUUCCAUAGGCCUUCCUUAGAUCCCUAAAGUGGCUUUUCCUCCUUGGUAUUUCUUUUUUUUUUUUUUUAAAGGCUACUUUUUAA
Callorhinus ursinus (northern fur seal) is the source of this 2683-nucleotide messenger RNA. It is a transcript of the gene CD80, whose product is annotated as CD80 molecule. The record is from RefSeq and is a predicted model, not a curated record. Gene Ontology annotation, molecular function: coreceptor activity. Gene Ontology annotation, cellular component: external side of plasma membrane. Lineage: Eukaryota; Metazoa; Chordata; Mammalia; Carnivora; Otariidae. Gene Ontology annotation, biological process: positive regulation of T cell proliferation; cellular response to lipopolysaccharide; T cell costimulation.